Molecule: messenger RNA, 1981 nt
Organism: Cajanus cajan (pigeon pea)
Lineage: Eukaryota; Viridiplantae; Streptophyta; Magnoliopsida; Fabales; Fabaceae
Product: Endosomal targeting BRO1-like domain-containing protein
Source: RefSeq, a predicted model, not a curated record
AUGUUAAUGUUGUCCAAUAAUUAAAAUCAAAAUACAUUUUUCUACUUUUGUUUCCAGUUUCCACGGAAGGUUUUCUCUAUCUGUCUCUGUUGCUCGCUUUGAAGCAAAAGCUGUGUCUCAUUCUUUUUGAAUUUUGGUUCUGAGAUCUUCAGCUUCACUUUCAGCUUCUGGGAACCUCUCAAAAUCUCUGCUUUCUUUGAUUUUCAAUUGAAUUGGAUUGAGUGUCACUCUUGUGCUUUCAAUUGACUGCCUCAGCUUCCUGAAUUUGCCACCACUGUGUGCUGUUAUUGAGAAUACCAGAACUUUUGACUUGACUAGUCAACAGCCAGAGCAAAGGACAAGCAUUCAGAAGAUAUAGUAACCCUUCAGAAAUGGGCUGUGUGGUGUCAACUCCGAAAGAUUCUGGUGGAAAUAGAAGGAAGCCAGGGAGUAUUGGUGAAGUUUCAGUUUAUGUUCCUGGUCUGAGAAUUCCUAAACCUGUUGAUUUUGCUCAAUUGCUUGGUGAUUAUUUGUCCAAGAAUAUAGUGGAACGCCUUUCAGCUCUUAGAACACGUAUAGUUGUAAUGGCCGGUCAAGAGGGUCCUACAAUUACAAGAACAAAAAGAAAAACUCAGCAUGGAGGUUCAACACUGGCUGAUCUUCUGCAGGCUCUUGAAGAUUACUUGCCUGUUCUUUUGGGAUUAGUUAAGGAUGGAAGCCAUUUACAAUACAAAGUACAAUUUGUUUGGGUGAAUCAAGAGGAUGACAAAGAGGAAACAUCCAUGUCUAACGCUUGGUAUGAGGUGUUGUCAGUUUUGCAUUUGAUGGCAAUGCUAUCAUUAUCACAGGCUAACUUGUUACUGCUUCCAAGAUCAUCCUCCAAUGAUGGUCAUCAGCCAAAAGUAUCAGAAGAAAGCAGACGAGCCUCUGUAGAUAUCUUCUUAAAGGCUGCUGGGUAUCUGGAUUGUGCUGUCAAACAUGUUCUUCCACAGUUACCAGCAGAACUCAGGAGGACUUUACCCGUGGACCUAGCAGAAGGAGUUCUUCGAGCACUCAGUCUACAAGCAUUAGGACAGGGUGUAGACAUACAACUUGGAAUGGCAAUUGAUAGUACGAAAGCCACUCUUGCAGUGAAGCGUAGGCUUGCAUGUGAGAUGGUGAAAUGUUGGCAACAGGCUCAAGAUAACAUUAUGAAUCUUCCAUUAACAAAUGGUUGGGGUGAAAAACAUUGCCUUUUUGUGAAAUGGAAAUAUGUUGAAGCAAAGGCUGCAGCAUAUUAUUAUCAUGGUUUGAUUCUUGAUGAGGGAAAUACAGAAAAAUCUCAUGGGAUGGCUGUAGCUGCUUUGCAAGCAGCAGAUGAGUAUUUCAAAGAAAGUAAGAAGUUGUGUGAGGCAUUCAACGCAUCGCCUCCAUUGUCAAGAAAUCCACCCCCUUGGGGGACCAUGAAGUAUCUCUCUGAAAAAAUUCCCAAGGAUACUUCAAGCAAGGUGCGAAUUAACCGUGAUCUGUACUCUUAUGAGAGGAUCAUGGAGACAGCACCAACAUUGCCUGAUUUUUCCUUGGCCUUGAAACCAGAUGAGUAUCAACUUCCUCAAGUGGAUUCCUCUUGGAGAACAGAGAACAUAAAAGUGGGACAAAAUGAUCCUAACCAUCUCAAGGGUGACAAGUGAUAAAAUACAAUGAAUUUGCAGACCUCAAAGAAAUGUUGGUCUUGCAGAAAGAUGUUAGUCAAAGGGUGUUUUCUUCCAAUUUCUUGUUAAUAGAAAAAACAAAUUUGUUUAUUUGAAUACUUUUCUACCUUCCGCAUUUUUUUUUACUUUAUAUAUUAAUUUCCUCCUUUCCUCUAUAUUAUUUGAAAGAUGCCCUGUAAAUAGAGGUUCAAUGUAAAUUGUCCUCUGAGGGAAAAGAAAGGGUCUCCUUGCCAAUACCUGAAUAAUUACACUGCUAUUUCUUUGUAAAUGCAGUCACAUACAUCACCCAUUUUUAAACCAAGUUUGUGUAA